Rhizophagus irregularis DAOM 181602=DAOM 197198 is the source of this 1516-nucleotide messenger RNA. The record is from RefSeq and is a predicted model, not a curated record. Lineage: Eukaryota; Fungi; Glomeromycota; Glomeromycetes; Glomerales; Glomeraceae.
UUUUUUUAACCCUAAAGAGACCUUACACCUGCCUAAAUAGCUUAAAAAUAAGCUAAAUUAAAAAGGGAAUUGUGAGACAAACCUCUUCAGUUUAAAAAGUAUUCAACUGUGAAAAAUUGCGAAUAGAUAUUUCAUAACAAUGUCUAAGGACCCUACAGAAUUCGUUUCUAUGAAAAUGAAACGGCUUGUAGAAGAGGCUUCUCAAGUCAGAUACAUUCCCGGUGGUGCUCUAAAAAUUUACUUUCGUUCAGCAAACACGUUGUUGCGACAGUCAAGGCUUUACAUGAAAGAGAAUGACUUAGUGAACGCAUAUAAAUUCUAUAUGAGAUAUGCCACUCUGGCCAUUGAGAAACUGCCGAGUCAUCCAGACUAUAAAAAGCCAGAACAUAAGGCUGGACGAAAUGAAUUACUUAAAAAUACAAAGGAGGUGCUUAAUGAAAUCGCAGCUUUAAAACCUAUAUUAGAAGAUCGUUUUAGACAAAUAGCUGAAAAGGAAAUUGCUGAAGACGAAGCCCGGUAUCGGUCCAUGCAAAAACCCGAAAGCUCACCUCGUCCGCUACCUCCAUUGCAACAAACUUACGUCCCUUAUGAAAAUUGGAAUUUGGCUGAGCAGUUGAAAGAUUUACCGUCAAAUAAAUUCACUUACAAUAAUAACUCUAUACAUGAGGAACAGUCUUAUCGUUCGGUUGAAUAUCCUGGAAUUUCAAUGCGAAAUCAAAGUGAUGGAUAUACUUAUCCGUCUGUGGAAAUGCCAACUAUUGGAAUAUCUACUUCUACACAAAUUAAAUAUUCACCAGAAUUGCCUCCUAAAGUGAAAUAUGAACCCCCACAACUUCCACCGAAACCAAAUGAAUAUAUGUCGACAACUUACAAUUCGACAGUUCCAUAUAAUAUUCCUAAUGUUGAAUCUAUUCAUAAAAGUGAACCAGAAUUUGCCGCUUUCACCGAGGGCGGUGAAGGUCUUCGAAAAGUACGUCUUUCAAGUGAUAUAUAUGAAAACUUUACUAAAAUUGCUGCCAAAAACACUUUAAAGAAUCUAGAAACAUGUGGAGUUCUGUUUGGAAGCUUAGCAAGAAACGUAUUUUCUAUCAGUACAUUAAUUAUUCCUAAGCAAACUGCUACUUCAGAUACAUGUACUAUGACGAAUGAAGAAGAAUUAAUAGAUUAUGCCGAAGAAAGAGGUUUAAUAAUGUUAGGGUGGAUACAUACGCAUCCAUCACAAACUUGUUUUAUGAGUUCGAUGGAUUUACAUACACACUCUUCAUAUCAAGUUAUUUCUCCAGAAGCAAUUGCUAUUGUGUGUGCACCGAGCUUUGGGAUCUUUCGAUUAACUAAUCCACCAGGAUUACAGAUUGUUCUUGGAUGCACAGAAAGAGGAUUUCAUCCUCAUAAAUCUGAUUUACCUAUUGACAAAAAUAUUGUGGACCAAGGUCAUGUUAUUUUAGAAAAAAAUAUGGAACUUAAUGUGAUCGAUUUACGAUAAAUUAUAAAAAAAAAACAUGAGGUAAUUUCACAA